Molecule: messenger RNA, 3106 nt
Organism: Lates calcarifer (barramundi perch)
Lineage: Eukaryota; Metazoa; Chordata; Actinopteri; Centropomidae
Gene: avpr1aa
Product: arginine vasopressin receptor 1Aa
Exons: 2
Coding region: 489-1721 (410 amino acids)
Biological process (GO): G protein-coupled receptor signaling pathway; regulation of systemic arterial blood pressure by vasopressin; positive regulation of vasoconstriction
Cellular component (GO): membrane
Molecular function (GO): peptide binding; vasopressin receptor activity
Source: RefSeq, a predicted model, not a curated record
UGUUUGUGUGACUUUUUAAACCGCCUUCUUAACAUGUGGUCCAAGCUAUGAGUGGGAAGAACUGGUAAUGUGGAGGUUGUGUACACCAAUGGGGAAGGGCUUGGCCAUGCACUGCAAAAAAAAUUAAUUGGUGCUGUAAACUUGAAAACCAAAUUUUCUCACUUAAUUAAAGUGUUCAUUAUUUAGGUCAAGCUCUGCAGGGCGCACACAUUUGGUUGAGGGGAAAUGUGUUUCCGGAAUUAUCACCACGCCAAAUAACUUUUUGUGGUGUUUUUUUUUUUUUUUUUUUUUUUUUUUUGCAGUGUAUCCGCUUUACGCACACGUUGUCUGAAAUUUGAUUCGAGUUUAAAAGCCCCCGACAGCAGCCACAAGUCAGAGAGCAACGGGUUUGUGUCUGUGAACAUCAGGUAGCUCCUUAUACGGAUUGGAGAGGCACUUCGCAGCCCCUCUGGCACUGUAUCUGUUAGGGCGCACAGAGGGGCAGUGCCAUGCACACUCCUGAUUAUGCGCUGCUCCUGAGCGGAGGCAACCAGUCUUUGAUUUUCAGCCCCACCAAUGACCUAACGAUGGGAACGCCUGGAAACAACACCGUCCACCCGAAUGGAUCCGAUCCGUUUGCGAGAAACGAGGAGGUGGCCCAAAUCGAGAUCAUGGUCCUGAGCAUCACCUUCGUGGUUGCUGUGAUUGGGAAUGUGAGCGUCCUGCUGGCAAUGUACAACACCAAGAAGAAGAUGUCGCGGAUGCACCUUUUCAUCAAACACCUCAGCCUGGCUGACCUGGUGGUCGCCUUCUUCCAGGUGCUGCCGCAGCUCUGCUGGGAGAUCACCUUCCGCUUCUACGGCCCUGACUUUCUCUGCAGGAUAGUAAAGCACCUCCAGGUGAUGGGGAUGUUUGCGUCCACCUACAUGAUGGUGAUGAUGACCCUGGACCGUUACAUCGCCAUCUGCCACCCCCUGAAAACCCUCCAGCAGCCCACUCAGCGCUCCUACAUCAUGAUCAUCUCCACGUGGAUGUGCAGCCUGGUGCUCAGCACACCUCAGUACUUCAUCUUCUCCCUGAGCGAGAUCAAGAACGGCUCGGAUGUCUACGACUGCUGGGCGAACUUUAUCGAACCUUGGGGCGCCAAGGCUUACAUCACCUGGAUAACCGUGGGCAUCUUCCUCGUGCCCGUGGUCAUUCUCAUGAUGUGCUACGGGUUCAUCUGCCACAGCAUAUGGAAAAAUAUCAAAUACAAGAAAAGGAAAACGAUGGCUGGUGCUGCGAGCAAGAACGGGCUAAUUGGAAAGAAUUCAGUCAGCAGUGUCACAACUAUAUCAAGAGCCAAACUGAGGACCGUAAAAAUGACUUUUGUGAUAGUUUUGGCUUACAUUAUUUGCUGGGCUCCGUUUUUCACAGUGCAGAUGUGGUCUGUGUGGGAUGAAAACUUCCAGUGGGCUGAUUCUGAGAACACAGCAGUGACUCUGUCUGCGCUCCUUGCCAGUCUCAACAGCUGCUGUAACCCGUGGAUAUACAUGAUCUUCAGUGGUCACCUCCUCCAGGAUUUUGUGCACUGCUUCUCCUGCUGCCGCAAAGUGAACACUGACUUCAAGAAGGAGGACUCGGACAGCAGCAUCCGCAGAACGACGCUGCUGACUAAGAUGACCAAUCGGAGUCCCACUGGCAGCACUGGCAACUGGAGGGAGCUGGACAAUUCUCCCAAGUCCUCCAUUCAGGCGGAAUGAACACACAGCCAGGCAACUCUGUUUACGGGGGCUAGGGGUGGGGGUGGGGGUGUGAACGCACAUGUGGCAGUGGCACCACGGUACACAAACAGUAUCAGCUCAUCUUAAUUCUGGACAUGACUGACAGUGACUGAAAUGUCACUCACACUCACACAAACCCACAAAGCAGAUCAAGCUCCUCACAUGGAAAACAUAAAACAGAGUGAAAAUAGAUGAUGUAGAUUGAGAAUUUUCAGCAAUGAUAGCAAAUAUAGGCUCAUUACCUGUUUCUUCAUGCUGGAUUCUAUGUGCAAUCAUGUUCUUUUUUAAAUAACCUACAUGAAAAUAUAAGAAAAACAUCAGGAAAGGAAGUGAAAUUGCAAUGUUUUACUUUAUCAUGUUAUCUCCACAUUUGUUGGUAGAUGCUGACAUUAUGUUUUUAAAUUGUUUUGUUGAAUUUAGUCUUAAUACUUGAAAAUCUGAGAGCCUGAAGGAGUCUCUUCAAAUCCCAACACGAUUUCUUUUUUUAAAUGCUUUUCAGAGAAAGUACUUUUCCAUGGAUACAGGUGCUUUUAUCUGGUGGUUAUGUCUCCCUGCACUGCCGCCAAACACCCUUUCCUGUUAGAGUGUUUACAAAGAUAAAACUUAUGUAGCAGCCAAGCGGUGUGUGGUAGUGUAAACGACCAGACCGCAGGUCUCUAAGUAACUGAGGCAGUCACCCCACAUUAAAAAAUCUGCUUUACAAAAAAUAAAAUUAAUUUAAAAUCUGCAUCCACCUUUUCCACCAAGGAUUUGUUUCAUGUUGAGGCAGGCAGCCCUUUGUGUGGAUCCUUAAAGAAGGGUUUCUUUCUGUUCAGCAGAGGCAGGUGGAAUCCCCUUGAAAAUAGCAGGAGAUUCACCUACACACACAAACACACACACACGGGUGUGUAGGGGCUGUUGGGGGUUGUGAGCCUGGCCGCAGUUGGGAGUCUACCUACCGACCUGCUUUCUCAGAAUGUUGGGGAGAAGCUCACACAUUCCACACACACUACGUCAACACAUUUCCUGAUUUUUUUUGUCUGACAUCCUGCACCAUUGGGGGCAUGUGUUUUGGCUUCAUUUUCGCUCCAGACAAAAACAAUUUCCUGCAUGUUCAUGUGAUCUACAGCACGGUAUUCGUUUCUCAGACCACCCUGAGAACCCCAGAGGAAAAUGUAUAGUUACUUAUCAAAAUAUUUUUAUCUGAGUGUAAAGUACAUAAAAGUCUUUUGUACAUAAAAGUCACUUAAAUAUCUGUAAAUAGGAGUAAUAUAUGUAUAUCUGUUCAACGUGAAUUCUAUUCGUCUGUAAUGGCUUGUGCACAUUGAAAAGAAUCAAAAAUAUCCUAUAAAUAUAUGUUGAAAUAUACAUAUUGAUGUACUGAA